Molecule: messenger RNA, 1446 nt
Organism: Mixia osmundae IAM 14324
Lineage: Eukaryota; Fungi; Basidiomycota; Mixiomycetes; Mixiales; Mixiaceae
Exons: 4
Coding region: 1-1446 (481 amino acids)
Biological process (GO): UDP-N-acetylglucosamine biosynthetic process
Molecular function (GO): UDP-N-acetylglucosamine diphosphorylase activity
Source: RefSeq, a predicted model, not a curated record
AUGAGCACGUAUGAGGCCAUCAAGCAGCGCUACACCAAGGCCGGUCAAGAGCAUGUGCUGCAUUUCUACGAAGAGCUGUCAGAAGCCGAGCAAGGGGCACUGCUCGAGCAACUCGAUACCAUCGAUGUAGCCGAGCUGAAUGGCAUCUUCAAGACCGCCGUCGAGGCGGAAAAGGCCACGCCAGAUACUGAUUCGAUCAGCAUCGAGCCUCCGCCCGCUUCCAGUGUGGAAUCGCUCGUCGCCGAUCCAAACAAAGCGUCAGGCUACCGUGAACGUGGCCUGAAUGCGAUCAAGGAAGGCCAAGUAGCUGUCAUCUUGCUCGCAGGCGGUCAGGGCACUCGCCUUGGCUCGUCUGCUCCCAAAGGUGCCUACGACAUCAAGCUGCCUUCGGGCAAGUCCCUCUUCCAGCUUCAAGGCGAGCGCAUCAAGCGACUCCAAACUCUCGCAAGUGGUGUUCUCACUUGGUACGUCAUGACCAGUGGACCCACUCGAAAGGCGACAGAAGCUUUCUUCGUCGAGCACAACUACUUUGGUCUCGCUGCGCAGAACGUCGUCUUUUUCCAGCAAGGCGUCUUGCCGUGCCUGACCGACGACGGCAAGAUUUUCCUCGAGACCAAAUCGCACGUCGCUGUUGCGCCUGACGGAAACGGUGGCAUUUACGCUGCUUUACGCGCGCCUCUCGAAACCGGUAAAGAAGGGACUGUUCUCUCAGACAUGGCAUCGCGUGGUAUCCGCUACCUCCACGCUUACUGCGUCGACAACUGUCUCGCCAAAGUCGCAGACCCCGUCUUUGUGGGCUACUGCAUCCACGCUGGCGCCGAAUGUGGCACAAAGACGGUCGUCAAGACCCAUCCUGACGAAUCAGUCGGUGUUGUCGCUCUCAAAAAUGGUAAAUUCAACGUCAUCGAGUACUCUGAGAUUCCGAAGGAGCUCGCUGCCCGCAAAGACGGCAACCAGCUCGCUUUUCGCGCCGCCAACAUCGCCAACCACUUUUACACGCUCGAAUUUCUCGAAAAAAUUGCCUCGUUUCAAAAGGAAAUGGCAUACCAUGUCGCUCGCAAGAAGAUCCCUCAUGUCUCGCUCGAGAAUGGCAGGGAAGAGAAGCCCAGCAAGCCCAAUGGAAUGAAGCUCGAGCUCUUCAUCUUUGAUGUCCUGCCCUUCACGGAGAAGAUGGCUCUGCUUGAAGUCGAACGCAAGGACGAGUUCUCCCCGCUCAAGAAUGCGCCGGGCUCAGGAUCGGACUGCCCGGAAACGUCAAGAGCCGAUCUCUUGAACCAACAAAAGCGCUGGCUUGAGGCUGCCGGUGCAAAGCUGGGCGACAAGGAGAUCGAAGUGAGCCCGUUGAUGUCGUACGAAGGCGAGGAUCUCGAACGUCUCAAGGGUCUCAUCGCAACAACGUCUGGCCUGCUCGAGACGCAGGAAGACAUCCACAAGCUCUUCGAAUGA